Messenger RNA from Linum trigynum, 4045 nucleotides. Lineage: Eukaryota; Viridiplantae; Streptophyta; Magnoliopsida; Malpighiales; Linaceae. The record is from the annotation of a GenBank genome assembly.
UAGCACUAUUUUAAAAAAGAAUUCCAAAAAUAGCACCCAGCUCUGAAAAAUUCCAAAAAUAACACCCUUUCUGCAAAACUGCCACCCGUACCAGCGGUUUAGGCGAAAACCGCCACCCGGAAGCUCGUUUUUCGAUGAAAACCGCACUGGUAGGGGGCGGUUUUGCAGACCGCACCCCCACCAUGCAGUCUGUUUUUUUUUUUUUUUGAAAAAUCCUAACCUAGGUGGAAACUUCAAACGAACGUAUCUUUGUGUUCGGGUAUCUGAUCGUCGCGAAUCUUUUUUUAUUUAUUUAUUCCGCAUAACCUUUUGAGAUCUUGCAAGUCGAAGACUGCCGAAGGUGGUUUGGUCCCGCCUUCGUCCCAAAAAAUGUCGUUUGCUACCCAGAACGAGCUUUUUUUCGAUUUCGUCAAACUUUGGACAACCAUAACUUUGUGCUCCAAAAUCCAAACAACAUGAAAAAAAAAUUAUUUCGCAUAAAUUUUUAAGGAAUACAACUUUUAUCAUAGACAUAAUUUCAAAAUGUACGUGGAUUGCUGAGAAGGGAAGGUAAGCUAUUCCCAAAAUCCUUUAUAUCCAAAAAUAAUUCCUGUUUUGAAAAUUCAUUCCUAGUAAAAAUUGUAGUCCUUAAAAAGUUAUGUGAAAUAAAAAAAAUUCAUGUCGUUUGGAUUUUGGAGCACAAAGUUAUGGUUGUCCAAAGUUUGACGAAAUCAGAAAAAAGCUCGUUCGUGGUAGCAAACGACAUUUUUUGGGACGAAAGCGGGACCAAACCACCUUCGACAGUCUUUGGCUUGCAAGAUCUCAAAAGGUUAUGCGGAAUAAAAAAAAAUUCGCGACGAUCGGAUACCCGAACACAAAGAUACGUUCGUUUGAAGUUUCCACCUAGGAUAGGAUUUAAAAAAAAAAAAGAGAGAGAGAGCAGACCGCAUGGUGGGGUGCGGUCUGCAACCAAACUACAUGGUGGGGGUGCGGUUUACAAAACCGCCCCCUACCAGUGCGGUUUUCUUCAAAAAAGGCGCUCCCGGGUGGCGGUUUUGCAAAAAGGGGGCUAUUUUUGGAAUUUUUCGGAGUUGGGUGCUAUUUUUGGAUUUUUUUUAAACAGAGCUACUUUUGGAAAAAUCCCUACUUUUCAGGUAAGUAGGGGUCGUUUGGAAGUUGCGAUUGUUAAAUAGAUGUAUUGUUGAAAAUGCAUGUAUAAUAUUAUACAUGUAUUGUCGAAUUUAAUGCAUUGUAGAAUACAACAUUUGGUAUGUGUGAUUGUGUAUGUUGCAUUAAGGGUGGCUAUACGGCCCGGUCUGGUUAAGUUGGCCGAAAUUGAUCCGGUCCAGUCCGGGGUUUUUUUUUAAUAUAUAAGGACCAAAGAUUGGAUUGGAUCCGGUCCGGUCUUGAUCCGGUCCGGUCUCAAUUAGGUCUUGAUUUUAUAUUGAGCUUGUGGGGAUUUGAGUGGCCUAAGGCCAGAAAGGGUGAGGAGUUGGUUAAGUUUUGUACUAAGUGCAAAGGUUUGUGACCGUUUAUGCAAAUUACCCUUAAGUUUUGGGUGUUGAUCUCUCUUAUCCGGUCUUUAUCCAGUUUUCGAUCCGGUCCCGAACGGUUUUUUACCUCAAAUCUAAACUCAAAGAUUGGAUUAGAUUGUUUACUAUCUGGUCCCGGUCCGGUCUCGAUCUGGGUUAUACGGUCCGGUUUCGGGUAAAACCAAAAAACCCGGACAAAAUAGCCAGCCCUAUGUCGCAUCAGCUAAAAGCUGAAACAAAACAAUCUCAACUCAACUAUCUCAACAAUGACAACUAAAAGUUGAGAUAUAACAAUCACUCAAAAUGAGUAAUAGUUUCUAUCACAUCAUAGAAACAAUCCAUGUAUUGUUUCUAUUAAAAAAAACAAAGAAACGAUGCAUUGUAAACAAUACAUGCAUAAUGACAAUUUCAACAAAACAAUCGCAACUUCCAAACGACUCAUUAUUUCAACAAAACAAUCGCAACUUCCAAACGACUCCGUAAUUUACGGUCAUGGCGAUAUAGGAGAUUUGACAUGUGGAGCUCAGGUGGCAAUUUUUUUGAGCCGGGAACGUUGCGGGAUACGGGACGGGGAUAAUAAUGUCAAUGUAUUGUUUCAAGACCGCCAUUGAAGGACAAAAAGAGUAGAGGAGAGAAGAUCCCACUCCCUUGCUCUCUCCCUCCGUUUGUUCUUUUUCUUCGCCGUCAGAGAAUAGGUACGGCCGGGCAAUGGAGGGCGCCGCCGGGCAUCGAGACAGUCCACCGUCGUCGCUUACAAUCCCUCUCAUUCUCUCCUCCGAAAACGACACUGAUAAGAAGCCCGAGCAUUUCGACGCCAAGGGUUACAGCAUCGCCAAUCACCACCACCACCACCAAAUACUACUCCACCACCACCACUACUCCGCCACUGAUGGCGGCCGCGAGGGCACCACCUCAUUCUUCAACACCUGCUUCAAUGGCCUCAACGCUUUGUCAGGUGUUGGGAUACUUUCAACCCCGUAUGCUCUAGCAUCGGGAGGAUGGUUGAGCUUGAUCUUGCUAAUGGUCAUCGCCGGUGCAACCUUCUACGCAGGUUUGCUAAUCAAAAGGUGCAUGGAGGAAGAUUCCAGCAUCAGAACUUAUCCCGACAUAGGAGACCGUGCAUUUGGCAGAAAAGGAAGGCUCGUGGUAUCGGUCUUCAUGAACGUAGAGCUAUACUUGGUUGCAACAGGAUUCCUGAUACUCGAAGGGGAUAACUUGGUGAACUUGUUUCCAGACAUGGCAAUAGAAAUUGCAGGGUUCCACCUAGGGGGCAGGCAAAGCUUCGUCAUACUUGUUGCACUCAUCAUUUUGCCUUCAGUUUGGCUCGACAACCUGAGCUUGCUCUCCUACGUCUCUGCGAGUGGAGUUUUGGCCUCUGCCAUCAUCCUUGCUUCGAUUUUCUGGACAGGAGCGUUCGAGGGAGUUGGGUUUCGCCAGACUGGUACGCCAUUGAACUUGGGUGGAAUCCCAACUGCGGUUAGCUUGUAUGCCUUCUGUUAUUGUGCUCAUCCCGUCUUCCCAACUCUCUACACUUCGAUGAAGAAUAAGCAACAGUUCUCCAAUGUCCUACUAUUGUGUUUCAUCCUCUGCACAUUCUGCUACGCGUCGAUGGCUGUUCUCGGGUACAUGAUGUUUGGACCGCAUGUCCAAUCCCAGAUAACAUUAGACCUUCCAACGAACAAGUUCAGCGCGAAGGUAGCAAUCUACACUACUUUGGUCAACCCAGUUGCCAAGUACGCUCUCAUGGUCACCCCCAUUGUGAACGUAGCCAAAAAGAGGUUCCGUGCCUACUGCAACAAGAGGCCAUUCAGCAUGUUCAUCAGCACUGCAUUCGUCAUCAGCACAGUAAUCGUAGCUCUAGCACUGCCUUUCUUCGGUGAACUCAUGUCUCUGGUUGGAGCGUUCUUGAGCGUCACUGCAUCAAUCAUACUUCCCUGUGGAUGUUACAUGAAGAUCUCCGGCAGCUACAGGAGGUUUUCGCUCGAAACAGUGCUGCUCUGGGGGGUAGUGGUGUUAGGCGUCAUCAUUGUUGUGUUUGGGACGUACACCUCUCUGUUGCAGAUAAUGCACCAGCUGUUUUAACUGGAGGGAGGGGGAGAGACGAUGGAGCAGAAAGAUCUAACAAGGAGAAACAGUGCCAAAGGUAAAAACUGUGUAUGUAAAUUCUCAAGUUUACAACUUGCUGAUGUUGAUGAUGAAAAGGUUCUUGUUUGUGAGGCUGGUGAGCCAGAGAGGUAGGGGAGAAAAGGCAGUGUUUGGAGCUGGACUUAAGUAGCUUUUUUGGGGUUCGAUUUGGAAGAGUCUCCACUUUAGUUUAGCUUUUGCAUGUCCCCACUGAAAGUUAAUGUAGAUCAGUUGUUUUCAAGCUCAGCUGAUGGUAUGGAAACUUGGAAAGGUCAUGAAUCCUCCUAACUUCGUUGACACAGAAAAGCUUUCCGAUUUGCUUCACUUUCCCCCUCCUUUACUCGUUUGGCCCUUUUUGCAUCACUGGGGUCAAACACGUUUACCAUCUUGAAUCAAUGGGGUCACUAACA